AUGGCGUCCACUCAUCCGCGAAAUCCUCCAUCUCCUUCUCUUACCGCACAGGAAUCACCCCCAGUGCUGUCAAGGCAGCUCAAUUCAGAAUCGCACGCAUCCCAUGUGGAGACAACUUCGCAUUCUUCGACAGUCGUCGAGUCUCCACAUGACCGCGAGGACGAUGAUGUCCUGUCUCAAUUCGAGCGCGAAACAUAUGGCCCGCAUGAGGGCGAAAAGGGCUGGGAUAAGUACGAGGUAACGAUAGCAGAAGAUGAUCCCGAGCAUCCAAAAUCAUGGUCGCGGGUAUAUCGCUGGUAUCUGACCAUGCUAGCUGGUGUUCUUGUGCUGAACGCCACAUUUGCGAGUUCUGCGCCAGAAGGCAUUAUUUUCGACAUGAUGGAUGUGUUCCACUUCAGUGAGGAGGUUGCAACCCUGACUAUCUCGCUGUUUGUCGCCGGUUACUGUCUUGGUCCGCUCAUUUGGGGUCCACUUUCCGAAUAUAUUGGACGGCGGAAUGUCUUCAUUAUAUCUUUCGUUUUCUACACCGGCUUUCAAGUUGGAUGCGCACUGUCACCUAAUACAGCGGCCAUUUUGAUAUUCCGAUUCCUUGGUGGGACUUUCGCUGCCGCGCCGUUGUCGAAUAGCGGCGCGGUAAUAUCAGAUAUCUGGGAUGCCGACACUCGUGGGGAGGCGCUAGCCUUCUUCACUCUUGCACCGUUCGCUGGUCCUACUCUGGGCCCUGUAGUGUCGGGUUUUAUGUCGGUCGCUGGCGUCGAUUGGCGAUGGGUCUACUGGCUGUUGACAUUUUUUGCCGGUGCAUGCCUGGUUGCUUUAAUAUUUACACUCCCGGAGACAUAUUUGCCAAUUUUAUUGGUGAGAAAGGCUCGGCGAUUACGCAAGGAAACCGGCGAUGACCGCUACUGGGCUCCGCUCGAGCGGCAGACGCUCGAGAUUAUCCCACUCAUUACGCAUGUACUGGGCCGGCCGUUCGUUAUGCUCGUCCAAGAGCCCAUGCUCCUGGCAAUCUGCUUAUACAUGAGUUUCGUGUAUGGAUGCAUCUACAUCCUCUUCGAAGCAUACCCGAUCAUUUUCACCGAAAUGCAUGGUUUCAACAUGGGAUUCCUCGGCCUAUCCUUCCUUCCAAUAUUCCUUGGCGGAAUAACCGGUGUCGCAGCGUACUUGCUAAUAUUUAAUCCUCGCUACGUCAAGGCCCGCGCGCGACAUGCUCCCCGUCCUGUCCCGCCAGAGAUGCGCCUCGAAAUCGCAAUGUGGGCCGCGCCCAUGCUUGCUGUAUCGUUCUUCUGGUUUGGGUGGACGUCUUAUCCGCAUGUGAGCUACUGGGCACCGCUCGUCGCUGGGUUACCGCUGGGCUGGAGCAUCGUCUGGAUUUUCCUCGCUCUGUUCAACUACAUGAUUGAUGCCUACCUCUUCGUCGCUGCGUCCGCACUCGCUGCCAACACCGUCACUCGUUCAUUCUUUGGUGCGGGCUUCCCGCUCUUUGCAGCACAAAUGUACGAACGCCUUGGUCCCCGAUGGGCGUCGUCCCUUCUUGGUUUUAUCGCCAUCCUCCUGGGACCUAUUCCAUUUGUAUUGUACAAGUUUGGGCCCAUCAUUCGGAGGAAGUCAAAGUUCGUCCCAACGCUACCGGCACCAGCGAAAGAUGUUGAGGAGAAGCCGGUGGAUACGGAGCAUAGCGCUUGA
This is a messenger RNA of Fibroporia radiculosa, 1683 nucleotides long. RefSeq lists its product as uncharacterized. Gene Ontology annotation, molecular function: transmembrane transporter activity. NCBI's taxonomy places the organism in Eukaryota, Fungi, Basidiomycota, Agaricomycetes, Polyporales, Fibroporiaceae. The record is from RefSeq and is a predicted model, not a curated record. The coding region runs from base 1 to 1683 and encodes 560 amino acids. The transcript is spliced from 5 exons. Gene Ontology annotation, biological process: transmembrane transport.